AUAGAUUCAAGUGAGAUGCUGUUGUUUCAAGGGUUAUAUAAACACUCUUUCCACCCCCUUUUCCCACUUCAAAAGGCCUUGUGGGUCACAUUAGAAUCCUUCUGUUGAAAGCAGGAUUUGCAGAACAACCGUUGGGAGCUGAGACGAAGGCGUCUUCGAUCUAUCAUGGCUCUUGAAGAACCAUUGAAACAUCCGACAUGGAAGAGGGACAUGGGUGUGUCAUGGAAUUUCUUGAGAGAGGGACCUGGCUUAGAUGUAAAAUCCAUGAACUUCUUGGGUCCCUUUCUUCCCACCUUGGACACCCACCACACCCACCGUUCGACCCGCCGGGUGCCACUGCGAAUCUGGCAGAUUGACCCCGGCGGGUCAGACUCGUGUCCACCAACAGGCAGGUCCGUGGCCAAACGUGACAGCUGGCAGGUCCCAGCUCCACUUCGGAGCGUUGGCCGAACGCUGUCGGCUCCUGCCAUCGAUCGCUCGGUCGGCUCGGAGGGUCUCUUCUCGGCUCUUCGGGGCGCGUGACGUGCAGCCGUGGCGACUGCGAGAGUGGCCAUGGCGGCCGAGGGGAACCCACGCCGCCGGCGACGCGUGGCGUUGACUGCGGGGGUGGUGACCGCGCUGGCCGGAACGAGGUUGCCGCUUUCGGGCGCCUUUGUGGCACCACAGCUGCGCGUGCAAGACCAGCACGCGGCACACCUGCAGCUUCAUCGUUGGGGCAGUACAGGCCUCUCAGCUCCUCGAACGCUAAGAGAAACCGCCCGACCAGCGUUCGGUGGGCGCCCCGGUGGUAGGGGGCCUGGCCCCGUUGCCGAGCCUGAAUGGCUGGGUUCGCUGUUCUUUGGGCUCAUCAUCUUGAGCUUCAUCCCGGGUCCCUGGCAGGUGAUUUUGAGCCCCAUCAUUGGCUUGAUCAACUUGUUCUACAUGUUCAAGUUCGGCAUCUUCCUGCUGGCCAUCGCGGCCAUCUUUGGUCUGCAGUGGUACUUUGAAGCCACGACCAUGGAGGGUCAAUGCCCAGGCUGUGGCGCUCUUCAGAGAGCCAGCAAUUCCGAACCCUUCAACUGUGCCAUGUGCGGCUUAGAGCUUGAAGCCAAAGACGGACAAUUCGUCAGGUACAUGAAGAGCGGCCAAGCGCCGCAAAGUCCCUUCGAGAAGAUCAGAGACAUGGCAGAGCAGGCGGCGGAGAAAACGACGCCCGCCAAGCCGAAGCCUCCCAGUCCCAAAAGCAAGAAGAGCAGCUCCGAAGUGGUGGACGUGGAGGUCCUGUGACUGGGACCGACCGCAGGACACGCAGCUGCUCUACUCACCCAUUUGCACCGUGAUGGCGAAAAAACGCC
Durusdinium trenchii is the source of this 1334-nucleotide messenger RNA. The record is from the annotation of a GenBank genome assembly. Lineage: Eukaryota; Dinophyceae; Suessiales; Symbiodiniaceae.